AUGUCCUCCCGUUCGGCAAGUCCAUCACGCACUGCCGAGAAUCUUGCCCAAAGCUCUGAUCCCAGCGAAGACGAGUUAUCCAACCUUGAUGUCCAACAAAAGCCAGACCAUUCUCGAGUAACAAGUCGAGGUACACCUGCUCGCCGCUCUCGCCGACAACGAUCCGAGUACCGCAAAUGGGACCGGGCUAGUGAGUAUCCGCAUGAUAACACAACGGGGUCAAAGAAUAGAUCUUGCACUAGGCAUUAA
Molecule: messenger RNA, 249 nt
Organism: Penicillium chermesinum
Lineage: Eukaryota; Fungi; Ascomycota; Eurotiomycetes; Eurotiales; Aspergillaceae
Exons: 1
Coding region: 1-249 (82 amino acids)
Source: RefSeq, a predicted model, not a curated record